AUGGCCUUUCAACCCACCCCAACGGAUGUCUCUGUGAUCAUCACCUCGGCCUCCAUGGCACGUCCAGGAGGCGAGUCGGAGCCGAGAUUUCUGAAUGAGCGCCGCAUCACGCCGACUUGGACGGUCGAGCAGGUGAAGAGCAAACUCGAGACCAUGACUGGAGUUCCCCCCGGAUGUCAACGUCUUCGGGUCAAGGUGCACGGUCGACCGGACGUCUGGGCUGACAAUGACGCCCAACUGAUUGGGGACUUUGGAAUUGCAAAGGGCUCUGAGAUUGAGGUUCAUGAUUCUCGUCCUCUGGCGAUGCGCCCCAAUUUCACCGAUUUGUCAUCGGUUGAAAAAUACGAGAUGAAGCCUGAAACCUACGAGACCCUCUCCGACUCCGUUCUUGCCUGGAAACGAAACCAGAAGUUGGGCCGAUUCGAUCCGAAUGCGCUCUCCCCCGAAGAAUCUCUCCGCAAGCAAGCCGAGAAGGAUCGUGCUGACAUUGCAAGCAAGGAGAGCUAUCAUCCUCCCUUCUUCCCCACCUCACAUUCGUCGGGGAACGAUCCGCUUUGUUGGGCCAGUUCCGACUAUUCCUCUCACGGGCCUGCACGCGAGCGCUCGAAGAGUGAUAUCCCUGCUGAACUGCAGCCCUUGUGGGUGGGCAUUGAGCUGGAUGAGCCAACGGGAAAGAAUGACGGUAGUGUCGGUGGACAACGCUUCUUUGAAUGUCCGCAGAAAUGCGGUGCUUUUGUGAAGCCGGAAAAGUUGGAGGUUGGGGAUUUCCCGCCUCUGGGGUUGGAUGAUGAGUUGGAUGAUUUGAUGGAAGAGAUUUGA
Penicillium oxalicum is the source of this 819-nucleotide messenger RNA. Its product is annotated as tubulin-folding cofactor B. The transcript has 3 exons. The record is from RefSeq and is a predicted model, not a curated record. NCBI's taxonomy places the organism in Eukaryota, Fungi, Ascomycota, Eurotiomycetes, Eurotiales, Aspergillaceae. Bases 1 to 819 code for a protein of 272 amino acids. Gene Ontology annotation, biological process: cytoplasmic microtubule organization. Gene Ontology annotation, cellular component: nucleus; microtubule plus-end; cytoplasm. Gene Ontology annotation, molecular function: microtubule plus-end binding.